AUAGUAACUCGGGGCCAUUCGAUGAAACAUUCUCCAUUGUUCUGCUGUCAGUCUUUAUUGCACAGCGCAAUUGUUUGUUUCGAGAAGGAGAAUCCAACAGGUUCACUCAGACGUCCACAUUUCCCUUCAUCGUAUUGCCCGACCUGACUUUCGUAUGGACGUCCCACGAUGCUCUAAUGCAUAGAUGAAAAAAGUCUUCACGGAUAAGCUGGUGUUGACUGGGAGCGGCGCGUAGCACCAAGCAAUAUGAAUGGUCUCACUGCCCGAGGUCCGCGCUUAUUGAAAACAGUUGCAGGGAAGCCAUGGGCAAGAAGAGAAGAUCACGACGACAAUGAUAGCUAUAUACCACAAGGCAUACUCUAUCACAAAGGAGCUCCUCCAAAUAGUGCGGAGUCGAAGCAUUCGCGUGAUGUGGAGGCAGAUCCCCUAAGUUCAAGCGACGACGAUGUGCCGAUCUCUUCUGCGAACAUUCCAGCGUCUUUUGACGCCAGUGGCAAGUCUUUGCGCAGCUUUGAUGUGAAGGAAACACCGCGCACAAAAGUACGGCCCGCAGGAAAUGUUACCACGAACGGAACGAACAACAAGUCACGUCGGAAAGUGCAGAAGAGAUCUGACGACGGCGACGAUGAUGUUGAUAUAUUUGGAGAGAUCAAACGCAAAAAGCCGAAGUUGAGAACUUUCGGCUCAAACAGUACAUAUGAUGGACAUAAUCGAAUCAAUGCAAAACACUCUGGCGAACCAAAGGGGUUUAUAAACCCUCUUGCGUCGUUCUCUUCGCCGGAAGAAUCUGAGAUAUCACCCCGAGUUUUUAGGAGGACACUUUUGAAAACACCAAAUUCAGAGAGUAGAGGUUGUUCAGCUUCUCAGGCAAGAGAAAGCAGAUAUUCAGGCGCUGAAGAAUAUGUCUCUACACCAGGAUCUGAUUCCGUACGAAAUUUCCCCAGUUCUAAGGAGGGCAGGGAUCAGAAUCUCAAAAGAGUUUCAACGCUGAAUGAAGAGAGCUCUUCAUCUGCAGUUCCAAAAUUCAAAGUGUUCGAGAGCUUGACACAAGCGGCGCAAAAGUAUGACCCGGAUCUGCUCAGAAAGGAAAAAGAGGAAGAAGAGCGAGGCGAAAAAAGGGAAGCUUCCUUGGCAGAACUAUCCGACGAAGGCCCUUGUCCAAUGCGUUGUGGCAAAAUACUGUCAAGACGUGUUCUAGACACGUUAAGUUCCACGGCCAGCAUUAAGGAACAGCAAAAGUUUUGCCGAAAACAUCAAGUGGAGGACGCUUGGAAAGAACGGGAGCAAAAAGGGUAUCCGAUUGUUGAUUGGGACAACUUGUCCAAACGACUAAGGCGGCACAAUGGAGACAUUGCGAACAUGAUCAAGCAGCCCGACCGGCUGUUCUUUCGCAAAGAAAUGGAGGUACGCAACAAAAAGGGCCGAGAUCGUACACUCUUGCAGCAUAUGAAAAAUGAAGGAUUGGAAGGCAUUGGCGUUGGCUACUAUGGCUCAAAGGGCCUUGACGUAAUGACUGAGCAUAUCGUGAACAAUUUUGCCACGGACAUCAGAAAUCAUGCUGCGUCUGACAAAGUUGUAGCUGCGCGAGGAGUCACCGGAUAUAUUCAAAUGGUGCUAGUUUUGGAGCUGGCCACACUGCUUAUCAAGGAAGAUAUGAAAGUAGACGAGUCAAAAGCGAGACAGAUUAUGAGUGAGAGUACAGCAAUGGGCGAACUUCUCAAUCCGAGCGAGAUUGGUAGAACCUAUGGACAGGUGAUCUAAACAGGACACACCAUGGUCAACGACAAGCUUCAUAACUACUUGCUUCAUAACUACUUGAACCAGAUACCCAAAGACCGCUGAAAGCAAAUACAAUUUGUAUCGCAUGAUUGUAGGGGCCACUUUUUCAUCAGUCUCUUUGAUGUGUCGAUAAUAUUCCCGACGAUUCGAAAAUAUAUUGCAACUACACCUGGAUUCUAUCUCAAGGACUACAAAGACUCCGUCUUAAUCCGCCUGGUAUAAUCUGAGGCAUUCUGCUUUGAUGGCUCACACUUUCUUCGGCUCACGAAUCAUGAUCUAUUCUAGACUAAGCAAAUUAAUCUCUGCAUGCUUUGGCAACACUCACCACAUCUACAGGAAAUCGUUUUUCGUGCCACCACGGACUUGCAUCAAAAUCAAUGGUUCCAAUUUGCUUGAAACCAGCCUUCAAGUACAAUGCAAUCCCCGCGUCGGUGGCUUCCACAUACGCCAUGCAGCCGAAUCUAGAUCCGCAUCAAUACAGAACCUUUCGACGGUCAUGUUUAACGAACCGAUCUGCAAGUUGGCAGCCUUGCGUUAGAAGUGCCUUGCCUAUGCCUUUACCAUGCAUCGCCGGCUCCACAAUCAUCAUCAAAACCUCCACACAGGGCUUUGUCCCCACAAUCUCAGCAUAGCAAUCUCUCAUCUUCUUUCCCCACGCUCUCCAAAGGUCGGCCCUCUGCUCCGGCCCAAAUUCUGUGAACGUGGGCUCAGCGUUAUCCAGGACUUCUUGACUCACGCCGUUCGGAGCGAUAUGAUAGUACGCUGCCCCUAUCAUCUGACCAGUGGCAGUGUCAACCGCCUUGUACGCAUAAAUACCUGGCUUAAAUAUGAUUUUUGCGCGCUGACGCGCCAUAAUUUCAUAGCAUGCUUCGCUUGGCGGCGAUGAAAAGAGUAUCGGCGAAAGAGAAUCCGAGAACGCACGAUAGUAAAGCUUAACAAAUUCGAGAGUAUCUUCCUCGACGAGGGGUUUGAUUUCAAAAUCCAUGCUAGCUUGCACAAAAUGAGUGAUACCUAUGAAUGUGAUGUUAAUCUGAAAUGUACUACGUGGGGAUAUCAACAUGACUCAUGUUUUGUCACAGGGCGUGUACAAUAACAAGGCUGAUUUGAG
Messenger RNA from Verruconis gallopava, 2887 nucleotides. RefSeq lists its product as uncharacterized. Lineage: Eukaryota; Fungi; Ascomycota; Dothideomycetes; Venturiales; Sympoventuriaceae. The transcript is spliced from 2 exons. The coding region runs from base 247 to 1761 and encodes 504 amino acids. The record is from RefSeq and is a predicted model, not a curated record.